AUGCCCCCCCAGGAGUUACUGGAUUACUCCCCCACCUUGAGAAGAUGCAGCACCCCCAGCCGGGGCAGUGGCUCCGAGCUGGGCAUCAAGUGUGUCCUCAUAGGGGACGGGGCCGUGGGCAAAACCAGCCUGAUCGUGAGCUACACGACCAACGGAUACCCCGAUCAGUACCAGCCAACCGCCCUGGACACCUUCUCAGUGCAGGUCCUGGUCGAUGGUGCACCGGUUCGCAUCCAGCUGUGGGACACCGCAGGGCAGGAAGACUUUGAUUGCCUCCGCUUGCUCUGUUACCCCGACACCGAUGUCUUCCUGGUCUGCUUCAGCGUUGUGAAUCCCACAUCCUUCCAAAACAUUACAGAGAAAUGGGUCCCUGAAAUACGAACUCACAACCCCCAGACUCCGGUGGUGCUGGUGGGGACACAGGCUGACCUGCGGGAUGAUGUCAAUGUGCUGAUCAAUCUGGACCACUACAACGUGAAGCCUGUGCCACGAACUCAGGCUGAAGGCCUCGCUGAGAAGAUCCGGGCUCAGACUUACGUAGAGUGUUCUGCUCUGACUCAAAAAAACCUGAAGGAGGUUUUUGACACAGCCAUUGUCAGUGCCGUCGAGCACAAGGCCCAACAGGAAAAAAAAAUGACAGCCAAAGGAAUCAAAACCCUCUCCAAAUGCCGAUGGAAGAAGUUCUUCUGCUUUGUCUGA
Molecule: messenger RNA, 699 nt
Organism: Varanus komodoensis (Komodo dragon)
Lineage: Eukaryota; Metazoa; Chordata; Lepidosauria; Squamata; Varanidae
Gene: RHOV
Product: ras homolog family member V
Exons: 3
Coding region: 1-699 (232 amino acids)
Biological process (GO): small GTPase-mediated signal transduction
Molecular function (GO): GTP binding; GTPase activity
Source: RefSeq, a predicted model, not a curated record